This is a messenger RNA of Nyctereutes procyonoides (raccoon dog), 189 nucleotides long. RefSeq lists its product as uncharacterized. NCBI's taxonomy places the organism in Eukaryota, Metazoa, Chordata, Mammalia, Carnivora, Canidae. The coding region runs from base 1 to 189 and encodes 62 amino acids. The transcript has a single exon. The record is from RefSeq and is a predicted model, not a curated record.
AUGCUGUUGCUACUGUCACUGCUGCCUCUCCUGCCGCCGCCGCUGCUGCCGCCUCCGCCGCCGCCGCUGGUCCUGCUUUUGCUUUUACUUCUCCUGCAUGACAGUUGUUUUCUCCACCUAAGCAGACACCAGCUUCAGAUGCUCGAGGUGAGAAACAUGCCUUUCAGUUUGGGCUAUUGGUUUACUUAA